Molecule: messenger RNA, 4881 nt
Organism: Alosa alosa (allis shad)
Lineage: Eukaryota; Metazoa; Chordata; Actinopteri; Clupeiformes; Clupeidae
Gene: mlec
Product: malectin
Exons: 6
Coding region: 441-1304 (287 amino acids)
Cellular component (GO): membrane
Molecular function (GO): carbohydrate binding
Source: RefSeq, a predicted model, not a curated record
GCGUUACUGUGCGGCCCUGCAUGGCAGUUGCAGAAAUACCAAUUAGUGUUAGUCUAGUUUUCCCCGUGGUAAUUUACGAAUCAAAUUUCCGUCACAUAAAAUCUACUAGAAUUUACAAAGGCACCCAGAAGAGGCUUUUAGUUGCACGCAAUAAUAUUUCCAAUGCAGAAUACUUGCAAUUCUGCAUACUACAGCUGGAAACAGUGGUGUCAAUGUAAGAGGAAGUCAGCUAACGUUAGCUGCCUGACUUAAAUAGGAAGCAAGCUAACAGCCAACACAGGUAGAUGCACAUUGACUGAGACAAGUCAACUACGGAUAGCAGGCACGAAAUCUAAACGGAACUGGCUAACGUUAUACUUUGUGGGAUUUUGGAUAGCUGUUCAACCUCAAACUUUUUUCUCGACACGUUUUUGGAAGCUUGCUCCCGGCGGUGUGUAGCAAUGCGGAGGGUAACGAUGCCGGGGGUUGGCUGGCUGGUGGUGGCAGUUUUGUCCCUCCUGAUUGAGCUGUGUCGGACAGAAGGAGGGGGCCCAAGCCUUGCCGAACGUGUAAUAUGGGCUGUAAAUUCUGGCGGAGAGGCUCAUACAGAUGCAGAUGGCAUCCACUACAAGAAAGAUCCUUUAGAAGGAAAGGUUGGAAAAGCCUCUGAUUAUGGAAUGCGUCUGCCUAUAUUACGCUCCAACCCAGAGGAUCAGAUUCUCUACCAGACAGAAAGGUACAAUGAGGACACGUUUGGGUACGAGGUGCCCAUCCGCGAGGAGGGAGAAUACAUUCUGGUGAUGAAGUUUGCAGAGGUCUACUUUGCGCAGUCACAACAGAAGGUUUUCGAUGUGCGUCUGAAUGGGCAUACCGUAGUGAAGGACCUGGACAUCUUUGAGCGUGUUGGGCACAGCACAGCACAUGAUGAAAUUGUGGCCUUUUCCAUAAAGAGGGGCAAACUGAGCGUGCAAAGGGAAGUCUCUACCUUCAAUGGCAAGCUCACAGUAGAAUUUGUUAAGGGUUACUAUGACAACCCUAAGGUAUGCGGACUGUAUGUGAUGAAGGGCACACUAGAAGAUGUUCCAAAGCUGCAGCCUCACCCUGGCAUGCUUGAUAAGCCGGAGCCUGAGGAGAUCGAUGAGGAAGACCUGGAUCUGCCCGACGAUGGCAGCCGCAAGAGUCCCUCCGCUGCCUCCAAGAACCGCGUGCAGUCGGGCCCGCGCACGCCGAAUCCGUACGCCGCCGACAACAGCAGCCUCAUGUUUCCAAUCCUGGUGGCCUUCGGAGUCUUUAUCCCCACGCUCUUCUGCCUCUGCCGGCUGUGAGAGAGCCACAGACCCUGAGGGAGGAGGAGAGGAGAGGAAAGGGCAGGGAGUCAGCCGGUGAUGGACAUAAGACUGUAAAGGAGGUGGUGGGGUGAACGGUUGGAGGGGAUAGUCUGCACAGGUGUGAAAGGAGGAAGGGGGAGGGGGAAGGGGGCAUGGAAAUGAAGGGAUGGGUAAAGUGAAAGCUGAUCACUAAACAAAAAGAGAAAAAGAAAAGAAAUUGGCUUGUGACUUCAGAAACUGCUUCUUCGUUGACUGCUGUCACAGAAGGGCUGAGAAGGGACAGGGGUAGGGCUGGGGUGGGGCGGGCGAGAGUGAAUAGAGGGAGUGCAAGUAUUUGGGGCUUGGGCAAGGUUUAGCAGGUUCUCCACAAUCCUGACACACACACACACACACACUUCAGUGGGACUGCUGAACGCCGAGCAGAGCACGCCAGACAGGACUGAUUGGUCAGGGAAUCCUAGUUUGUCUGGUUCGACGAGAAUCCGCAGGGCUCACUCUCGAGGGGCUUUUCGGCUACCGCCUUUUUCACCCUCUGGUCUUGCCAUUUGUCACUGGUGCGGGAAUGGGAAGAUGCCACAAAGUCGACAGGUUCUCGGGAUUGUCACUGCAAAUCUGCGUGCCUCUUCGGAGGCAGGAAAGGUACACAAGUCUCCUAAAAGCGUCUUUUAUUAUUAUUUCUUGUAGUGGCAGUGGAUUGCGCAGAUUGAGAGGGAAUGGCUCUUGAAGAGCAUAGUACUGCUAAUGUAAUGGCCUUGUUGUUUAUUUCAGGGCUGUUGCCAUGCCUUCCAUUCCAUCUUGAGUUCUUGCGUGAUUUUGUCGUUAUUUUUGCGGUUAUUUAAUGUCACCUCACCAUGUCCAAGCUGUAGAGCUGCUUGAAGUGUUUAUAAAACCUCUGAACACCUCUUGUGCCAGGAUUGAUUUGUUGGAUAUAGAGAAAGAAAAGCGGUACUAGUUCAUAAUUAAGAUAUGUCUUGCCAAAAUGCUGCCAGCUGAACUAUCUUUUGUGUCUUUUCAUUGUAUAUUUUAUUUAUAAAGGCAUAACUGUUGCUAGUGGGUCAUUCUGAUCAGAUAUUAUAUCAACUUCCAUCGGCUCACAACCUUAAUCAGUUAAUCAACAGUUAACUUUGAGUGUCAAGACUCAAAAAUAUUGCCAUUUUUCUCCAGGUUGUCUUUAACUUUGUGUGAAGUUUAUUGAAGGUUCUACCAAUCCCUUAAGCAGCAUUGAAUGGUGGUGCUCAUCAUCUUUGACUGAGAUUCUCAAUCUUCCACAGUGUUGGUUCAGCCUUUUUUUUUUUUUCCUUUAAUUUUCUUUGAAGACUACAUCCAUUUUCUGUUGCCCCCUGCUGAGACUGUCCCGCUCCUUAGUGUAUGAUUCCUCUGUGCUAUUCUUUUGGUUGUGGCAGUUUAUUUAGAGGUUAGAAGACUUGCCCCCGUCAUGGGGCAGAGAACAACAUAGCUGCUCAAAGUGUGUGUGUGUGUGUGUGCGUUUUCUUUGUUGCUUGUGUUUACCCUUGUGCCAUAUAGCUCUAUCCCAGUCCUCAGCAUCACCACAACUGCCUUUAUCAUUACCCAUUUCUUUUUAGAGCUUUUGACCAUUUGCUCACACGUUUUCUGUCGUGCUUCUCAUCAGGUAGUUUUCAUGGGUCAGUCUUGAAGACUUGUGGCCUGUUUUCCAGGCUUUUUUACAAGCCUUCAAUCAUCCAAGUCACAUAAUGCAUGUCAGCGGCCACCCAAAAUGUUGACCAAUGUUAGUAGCAGUGCUGACUUCAGCAAAGGGCUUCCGAUCUCAGUCACCAAUGUUGAUAUGCUAUUCUGAAAAGACAUGUAGGAUGAUCUAAUCAGUAGGGGUUUUCAUUUGGAAUCAAAUAAUUUAAUUUGGCUUCAGUCAUGUGUUCCCCAUUUUUAAAUAGUUUCAUAUACACUUCUGCUGAUUUUGACAUGCUGACUGGUCACUUUUUUUAUGUUACGUUGAGGAUAUGUGAGUUUAGAGGAAACAUUUGAUCAGUAUGACCACCCUUCACUCUGUAGUCAUCUUCAAAACCAUGGUCCCCCCACACUUACUUUUCAUUCCUGAUGAGCUUGAUUUGACUCCUUUACAAAAUAUCGUUUUCCAUCCACAUACAGUUUAGGACAAGAUGGCUCUUCCCUCUGCACAGUGUUCUAUGUGAGUUCUAUCCCCCCAAACUCCCACAAUCCACUUCACCCAACCCUUGCUUCUGUUGACGCUGGUGAACUUGAAAACGUCUUUGCUCCCAGAUAUCUUAAUUGCCUGUCUUUUUAUUUCUGGGAUUUUUUGCUCUGCGGUUGAGAGAGAUAGAGAGUGAGUGUCUCAUUUCUGCAGGUCUGAGUUAGGGGUUAUUUUGUUUUUUAACAGUUGUAAUUUUAACAUGCAGCAAUCGUUAAGAUAAAAUGAAAGCACCUUUUGAAGAAAAAAAAUAAUUUAAAUCAGCACCAAAGUUAGUUGUUUUGUUUGUUAUAAAUGUUUCUUCUUUUAGCAAGAAAAAAAUAUAUUACACAAGGUGUGUGUGUAUAUAAGGUACAAUAUCACACUCACUGAAGUGUGCCAAGCGGUUAAUCUUCUUUAUGAUAUCUUUGUGUGGUUUUGGGGAUUGUUUUUGUUUCUGGAAUGGAUAGCUGACUUCCCUUUGUAAAAAGUGGCCUUUAUGAUUGAGGCAGGUGCUAGAACGCAAAGUAGAACUAUUUCUGGAUGAGAUGGACACAGACACCCUGACUGAUUGUCAGAAAGUGAAGAUUAAAAGCUUGGGUUUGAACUUGAGGGUUUCUUUCAGCCUUUUUUUUUUUAUUGUGUAACUUAAGCGAAUGGGGAUUUGUGUUGAAUUGAAAUGUAAUACGGAUUCGUUGCUUAUAUAUAUUUUUUUCUCAUCAUGUUUGCUCCUCAGGAUUUUGUUUCCUUUUGAAUGAUUGUUAUGAUUGUUGUUAUUGGUGAUUGAUUUUUUUUUUUUUUUUUUUUUUUUUGCACUGCCUGGUAUUUUUUUAAAGCAUAUAUUUUCUGUCAUUUGUUGUAAUUCUAUUUUAAUUCUGUUGCCUGUCGCCUUGAUUUUUUUUUUUGUUUUAAUACAUGCAUAUAUACUUUACCAUUUUGUGGUACGUGAUCUUUCUGUCUGUUUGACUCUUGGCUGCAUGCUUAUUCUGUUUUAGUUAUUUAAAGUAUUCUGAACAUUAUGCAGUUUUGAGUACCCUUGUAUGAGAAGUUUUCAGAUGACAACCAAAGACUCACUGGCACCUGGAUGGGGAUGUCGAUUGUGCAUCUUGGUGGUUUUCAUUGUCUUUCAUGACUUCAUGGUCUAUGAUCUUACGACAUGCAGCUUCAUUCACUGUUGAAGUUGUACUUAAGAGUAGAGGUCCCCACUCCUUAAGCAAGCUACAUUUGCAUUAUGGAUGCCUGAACAGGAGGACUGAAGAAGGAAUUGCUAUCACAAGCACUCCCUAGCCCUACCUCCAACACACCCCUCCCCAGCAGUCUGUUCUCAAAAUCUGAAAGAAAAAAAUCAUCACCAUUGAGAACUGCAGAUAACUGCUGUUUCUUUUUAAUAAAUGUGCUAUUUUUAUCUAA